CGGGCGCCGGGCGGCGUUCUCACUCCGGCCGGGGAGCCGCCGCCCGGGAAUGGCGCACAGCUCUCGCCCCCGCGCCCCUCUCCCCGCCUGCACCGGCUGCCCGCCGGGGGUGCCCUCCCUCCUCUGUGGGAGCCCAGAAGAGACAAAAGCCAGGAUGGAUGAUCAAGCAUGGUAUUUGAGAACUUCAAAGCUGGCUCUGGCCUUGGCAAUUAUCCGCUCAAAACCAGCAGACAAAAGCAGCAGAGAAUACACAGAGCAUCUUGCAAGGAUGGUGUCUGGGCAGGAAUCAAAGUGGAGAGAAAAAGUCAAAGCCUGGGAAGCUGAAGUUCUGCAAUUACGUCAGAAACUUCUUCUGAGCAGGAUUUGUUCAGGAUCAUUUGAGAGUGGAGGUCCAUCUUCCCAGUUGCAGGCUCAGGAACCUAGAAGUUCUGAAAACACUUCGACUCUGCUGGAAGAUUCUGGGUGCGGUUUAUCAAACGAUCAGAGAACUGAACCUUCAGAGAUGACCGAGCAUUCUGGGGAGAGCUGCGUCUCCACCCCCUUCCCACCACUGCCCAUUGUGAACAGACCUUGUGCUCCUCUGGAAAAGCCUCUGUCUUCUCACAUGCAGUUCUUGCAACAUCUGCUUGGGCUGAAGACCUUGACCGAGUCAGAGAGUCUGAAAGCUGACUUAAGCCACUUUGAAAACGCCUCUUCCACAGUAUCCGAUUCUGUUUUUCAGUUGCUGGAUGGCUUGAUCACUUUUUACCGAGAACCCAAACUUCCUUGUUCAAGCUUUUGGAUCAAAGCUGUGGAUACUUUAGCUAGACUGAUCAGUGAUUGUAACUUAUCUAAUCAUAUUCUUAAAAAGUGUUCCAAGAAGCUGGAAGAAUUUGAGAAGACCCUGCUACAGGUUAUUUUAAGGAACAGCCAUAUCAAUCGGUUUCAGGUGCAGCAUUAUGUCUCUGAGAGUCUGGUAACCCUGGGAAGCUGCAGCUUGUUGAGAAAAUCUAUAAUAUCUCUGCUUCUGUCAGAAGUAAACAGCUUUGCUGAUGAUCUGGGCGCCAUCAAUCAGGUGCAAGCCAGUUACGAUGUGACACGCUAUGAAAAUAUUUUCUCUGUGUUCUGGGUUCUGGAACAACUUCUUCGGAAGGAAACCGAAGAAGGCAACGCUUCAAGAAUAGGGCAUGAGGACCAAGAAAUCAAGAAAUUUCUUCAGAAGCAUGAUGAAACUAUUUUGCAACUCUCUGAUGCAUUUCCUUUAUUUACUUUUUAUUUAUGGAGACUGGGCACUCUCUUGAACUCAGUAGAGAUAGGAACUGUUGAAAAUAACUCACUUCCUUAGCAAUUUACCAAAUAUCAGAAGCAUACUAAAGUUGAAUAUAUGAAGAUCUUGUGCUUAACAGAUUUUCAAGAAUAUUUUUAAAUGAGCAUUUUAAAUGCAUCUCUAAAUAUAAUCAAUUCAAUUUAAUAGUCUUAAAUUGUGUGUAAAAGAUUAUGAGUCAUAUUUCUAUACUAAAAUCAGCCAGUUUCAGUUGAGAAUGCCCUCCUUAUUCUUAUGGAACGAUAUCUUACAAUAUGUUACUCAAUAGAGUCUAGCUCUGUUAUUCUCUAAAAUGGACCAUUAAUUGUCUUUUAUUAAAAAAUUACAUUUUAAAAGAUUUUCAUGUAAUAGAUGCUAAAAGGUAACAAGAGAUCUUAUGUUUUGUUACUUUAUCAACAUAGCAUUUAAAAUAAGUGGUUAUAAAUGAGAUUUUUUUUAACUUUUCUUUCUUAAAUAGUUUCACUUAUAUAAUUUUCUAUUGUCUCAGAGGGGACUCAUGUAGAAGGAGAAAAGUUUUUAACAUUUGUAAACCUACUGGCCUUUAAUUUCAUAUAAUCAACAUAUUUGUCAAGUCCUUUUGAAAGUACUAAUUAGUUGUUAAAAAUGUUCUGUGUUUGUUUUUCAACAAAUUGUUUUUGAUUCUAUUGAUUAUAUAAAAUAUUCCUGUUGUUAAAAUGUAG
Molecule: messenger RNA, 1983 nt
Organism: Balaenoptera musculus (blue whale)
Lineage: Eukaryota; Metazoa; Chordata; Mammalia; Artiodactyla; Balaenopteridae
Gene: MEI4
Product: meiotic double-stranded break formation protein 4
Exons: 5
Coding region: 50-1324 (424 amino acids)
Biological process (GO): spermatogenesis; oogenesis; homologous chromosome pairing at meiosis
Cellular component (GO): lateral element
Source: RefSeq, a predicted model, not a curated record